This is a messenger RNA of Clavispora lusitaniae ATCC 42720, 1419 nucleotides long. Its product is annotated as Eukaryotic aspartyl protease family protein. NCBI's taxonomy places the organism in Eukaryota, Fungi, Ascomycota, Pichiomycetes, Serinales, Metschnikowiaceae. The record is from RefSeq and is a predicted model, not a curated record.
AUGUGGAAACGUUUCUUUCUCUCUGUUGCAGCAGUUGCUGCUCAGUGGGUAAACCCAACUUCUCGUCAGUCUGAUUCUUCGUUAGAGUCUUCUGAUGAGAUAUACCAGGGAAAAGUGGAAACAGGCAUGUCCUUCGGUUCUCCUCCACAGCCCAUAAAUGCUUCAUUAAACAUGGACUACUCUUUCAUUUGUUUAUCACCCUCGAUCGGCUUCAAGAAUGGUUCUUACUACGAUAUGCCAGACAAUGUCACUGAGGAAGCAACUUUCUUUCCUUUUGAAGAUGACCCUGUGCUUGGCCAAGAGAGAAUUGAAAUUGGGGGCUUUGAACUCGAAGACUUCAGCGCCACAGUCGAUCCUUUCGGUGGAGAUCCAAUCGUUGGUCUCGGAUUAUCUAGCUUGAUAGAAGUGACAUCCCCACUCGAUUCGUUAGUGAACUCUGGCUACAUCAAAAGUAGGUCUUUCUCUUAUGGAAUUACCCUGGGCCAACAGGACGUUUUAUUUGGAGCUAUCGACCACGGCAGAUAUCAGGAGCCUCUUCGAAAGUUCAAAAUGUUUAAUUAUUUAUCUACUGGUUUAAAUGGCAUAGGACCAACUAUUCUUUUGGACGGCAUGGCAGCUAAUAACUUUCUGAUUUCCAGCCAAACUGUAGUGACGCUUAACGGAGACACUAUAUUCCAGCCAGAUUAUUACGUUGCUUUACUUGAGCACUUCAAUGCCACAUUCGACAUAAAGCAACUAUUUAUCCAGACGCCACUAAUAUCAUGUCUGUACAUGAACCUGACAGAAUACUUUUCCAUAUACUUCAGUGGAGAGGAGUACAGAAUUCCCGAAAAGAAUUUCAUUUCGUACUUCACAGACUCUCAAGGCAAUGUUACAGGAUGUAAACUAUCUGGAGAGUUGGCAAGAAUUGACCAGAGUCCCCUGUUAAGUUUUUCAAUAUUUUUCAAUGACAGUUACAUGAUAGUGGACUACGACACAGAAGAGAUCGGCUUUGCCCCAUUGGCUUCUGAAUCGAGAUCUCAGAAUAUUGAGGUAAUCUCCACAGGUGUCCCACUGGCAACUCCAGCGCAGUAUUUUAACUACACCACCGCUUGGGAAUACCUGCAAAGAAUAUUGGGUUCUACUGUGGAAUUCAUUUACACACUGGCUCAUCCAACUUACCCAAUGUACACGGGAAGACGCCUUAAGGAAAGCGCUACUGAAUCAUUUAACACUGCAUCUACUCACACCAUUAAACAGACAGCUACGACAAGCCCAUCAUUUGAAUCAAUCUCUCUGGAAAAGCCUUCUUCGUCCAAGGCCAAUAACAAUGAUACAAAGCCGUCCUCGUCUUCUAAAGGUCUUGCUGAAAAGCAAACGUUACCUGGUAGUCUCACCCUUUUCUUUGCAUCUUGUAUCGGUGCUUUAAUGAUGAUUUAA